This is a messenger RNA of Esox lucius (northern pike), 1865 nucleotides long. It is a transcript of the gene gcdhb, whose product is annotated as glutaryl-CoA dehydrogenase b. Gene Ontology annotation, cellular component: mitochondrial inner membrane. The transcript is spliced from 11 exons. NCBI's taxonomy places the organism in Eukaryota, Metazoa, Chordata, Actinopteri, Esociformes, Esocidae. The record is from RefSeq and is a predicted model, not a curated record. The coding region runs from base 148 to 1446 and encodes 432 amino acids. Gene Ontology annotation, biological process: fatty-acyl-CoA biosynthetic process; fatty acid beta-oxidation using acyl-CoA dehydrogenase. Gene Ontology annotation, molecular function: fatty-acyl-CoA binding; glutaryl-CoA dehydrogenase activity; flavin adenine dinucleotide binding.
AACCAUUGAAGAGGAAGAAGAACGGGAAAUAAUGUAGAGCGUCCUCUAACAUUCUCUAUGGUCUGUCCUCUACCCCCGUCAAUCUUUAUCUGGAAAGGGAGCCCAGGUGUCACGGAUCUUCAGCAAAUACAGACAUAAUUAUCCAUCAUGGCUCUAAGAAGUGCUGUGGGCCGCCUGCUGUCCCAAAGAUGUGCAGUCAUUUCAGCAUCAAGAUCACAGGGAUCAGCAGCGCCUGCACAAAAGAAUGCAGAAAGGGUCAGUGAAAAGAAGUUUAACUGGCGUGAUGGCCUGGAGCUGGAGGGGCAGCUGACUGAGGAGGAGAUCAUGAUCCGAGACUCAACCCGUGAUUACUGUCAUGACAAACUCAUGCCCCGCAUUCUGAUGGCCAACAGAAACGAAGUGUUCCAUAGGGACAUUGUGUCAGAAAUGGGGGAGCUGGGUGUCCUGGGUCCAACCAUUAAAGGCUAUGGCUGUGCUGGGACGAGCUAUGUCGCCUACGGUUUGAUUGCAAGGGAAGUUGAGAGAGUGGAUAGUGGCUACCGAUCUGUCAUGAGUGUUCAGUCCUCCCUGGUCAUGCAUCCAAUCUAUGCAUAUGGUACUGAAGAGCAGAAAGAGAAGUACCUGCCCAGGCUGGCUCGCGGGGAGAUCCUGGGCUGUUUUGGGUUGACUGAACCCAACCACGGAAGUGACCCCGGCGGCAUGGAGACCCGGGCCAAAUUUAACCCUUCCAGCCGAACCUUCACCCUCACCGGCUCCAAGACCUGGAUCACCAACUCCCCUGUGGCAGACAUCGCUGUUGUCUGGGCCAAGUGUGAUGAUGGAAAGGUGCGUGGCUUCAUCUUGGAGCGUGGCAUGAAGGGAUUCUCCACGCCUAAGAUCGAGGGAAAGUUCUCCCUCAGGGCGUCUUCCACUGGCAUGAUCAUUAUGGAUGAGGUGGAGGUCCCGGAGGAUAACAUGCUGCCCAGAGUGUCCGGUUUAGGGGGUCCCUUUGGUUGUCUGAACAACGCACGGUAUGGCAUCGCCUGGGGGUCAUUAGGUGCUGCAGAGUUCUGCUUCCACACAGCCCGUCAGUACACGCUGGACAGAAUUCAGUUUGGAGUUCCACUGGCCAGAAACCAGUUGAUGCAGAAGAAGAUGGCUGACAUGUUGACAGAGAUCACCAUUGGCCUUCAGGCCUGUUUACAGCUUGGAAGACUCAUCGACGCCAAAAAGGCUGCCCCUGAGAUGAUCUCUAUGCUGAAAAGAAACAGCUGUGGGAAGUCCCUGGAUAUCGCCCGUCAGGCCAGGGACAUGCUGGGAGGAAACGGUAUCUCUGAUGAGUACCACAUCAUCCGCCAUGUUAUGAACCUGGAGGCCGUUAACACAUACGAAGGUACUCAUGACAUCCAUGCCCUGAUUCUGGGCAGAGCCAUCACCGGACUGCAGUCUUUCACGGUUAAUAACUAACUGCCAGAUGUUCAUACUCAAACACCAGUAACAGAAGCAUCAAGUUAAUCUGUUCCUUAAGCAAAGGUUGAAAAGUUCUUCACUUUCACUGCUUUGAUCGAUUGAUCUACAAUAUCACCAACACUAAUGCUGUCAGUCUUUAGUUUCUGGAAUAUGUACAUUAAGGGCUUUUUUGUAUAUAUGUUUUCAAACAGAUUAAGCUUAGUACCGGAGUAAAAAAUGUAUGCUCAUUUCAGAAUCACAAUUGAAGUAGCAUUUCCCUUUAUGACUAGGCUUUAACUGUGCCCAGGAAGGCAGCCCUAAAUCUUUACGUGAAAGAUCAGGUUGGGUUUUCAACACAAGUUCCCAACAAUUCUGAAAUGUAAUUAUUUUAAAGCUGAUUUUUCAAAAUAAAAGGCAAAGCUAUUUUUCAUCCUAAA